Messenger RNA from Maniola jurtina (meadow brown), 2679 nucleotides. It is a transcript of the gene mdy, whose product is annotated as diacylglycerol O-acyltransferase 1. Gene Ontology annotation, biological process: triglyceride biosynthetic process. Lineage: Eukaryota; Metazoa; Arthropoda; Insecta; Lepidoptera; Nymphalidae. Bases 187 to 1656 code for a protein of 489 amino acids. Gene Ontology annotation, molecular function: diacylglycerol O-acyltransferase activity. The transcript is spliced from 12 exons. Gene Ontology annotation, cellular component: endoplasmic reticulum membrane. The record is from RefSeq and is a predicted model, not a curated record.
ACUAUCACUAAUCGUAAUCGUUCAAUUCAACCCCGCCGAUUGCAGAUUUAUUUUAAUUGCAUGGUAUUUAAUUAAUGUAAUUUUACAAUUUGAAUUUACCUUAUUUCUUUCUGGCGAAUGCUAUAAAUUCUGCUGCCCCACUGUAGCCCUUCUGGCAUAAAAGUAUUAAGUAUAUGAAACUAGAAGAUGUCUACCAAGAAUGACGAAAAUGCAUUGCGAUAUAGGAGAGCUCAAAGUGUAACAACAGCUGAAGAAAUUACAGAAAAAGAGAAGAAAGCUCGCAAGUCUCAGUUAGAUAAACCAAUACAUAAACCUCGGGAUUCAUUAUUUUCAUGGAGCUCAGAAUUUACAAACUUUACUGGAUUAGUAAACUGGGGCUUCCUUAUGCUGACAGUCGGAGGACUUCGCUUGUGCCUUGAAAAUUUCAUAAAAUAUGGAAUCCGCGUGAAUCCUUUUGAAUGGAUUAUUGUAUUAACUGGCUACGACAAAGGAGACAACCAGCAGUACCCCUCUGUUAUAUUACUGACUUUUAGUGUGGUGCCUGCAGUUGUCUGUUUAUUAAUUGAAAAGGCUAUAGCUGUGGAUAUCAUAACACCAAAAACUGGCAUUGGCCUCCAAGUGUUCAAUAUAGUAGCGGAGAUAAGUCUUCCAGUGAUAGUAUUGUAUUUUAAAGGACCAGAAUUCAGUUUUGUGGGAAAAACAACCGUAUGCAUGAUAUAUUUGGUGCUAUUCUUAAAAUUGUGGAGUUACGUUCAAACUAACCAUUGGUGCAGACAGGGGAAGAAAACACAACAAUAUAAAAACACUUUACGUCGACAAAGUUUAUCAGAGCCUAAUUGGAAUAACCUAGUUAACGCGGAACAAGAGAAGCCCUUAGAAGACGAGAAAGCAGAUGGGAAAUCCGGUUUGGUGAAAUACCCUGAUAAUUUGAACCUCAAAGACCUUUUCUACUUCAUUUUGGCACCCACCCUUUGCUACGAAUUGAAUUUCCCGCGCACGACACGUAUCAGGAAGAGGUUCUUAAUAAAGAGGAUUAUUGAAGUUGUUUUUGGCGUGAACUUAGUCCUUGCACUGUUCCAACAAUGGAUGAUCCCAUCCGUCACAAAUGCGGUGGAUCCGUUCUCACAGAUGAGUGUCAUCAAGAUAACUGAACGACUACUAAAACUUGCCGUGCCAAAUCACUUGAUUUGGCUGUGUUUUUUCUACCUCAGCUUCCACUCAUUCCUCAACCUAAUGGGCGAGUUGUUGCACUUCGCGGACCGCAACUUCUACAAUGAUUGGUGGAACGCGAACAACAUCGCCGAGUUCUGGAGCUCGUGGAACAUGCCAGUGCACGUGUGGGCUGUGCGCCACGUGUACAUCCCCAUCACGGGGCUGGGCUUCAGCAAGGCCGCGGCUAGCAUUGUGGUCUUCUUUAUAUCCGCCUUCUUCCACGAAUACUUGGUAAGCGUACCGCUGCAUAUGUUCCGCAUAUGGGCAUUCCUCGGUAUGAUGGCUCAGCCGCCGCUGUCGGUGAUCUCCAAGCUGGUGCAGGCGCGGCUGGGCGCGCGCUGGGGCAACAUCCUCGUGUGGAGCUCGCUCAUCCUCGGCCAGCCGCUCGCCAUCAUGAUGUACUAUCACGAUUACGCAAUCUUGCAUUUCACGCCCAAGCAAUAAUGCAUUGGCAUCACGAACAAAAGAGCUCUUGAACCUGCGCAGUGAGUGAUUUUUCGAUCUACUUGGUGGUAUGAGCCUCGCGAUUAGUUCACCCGUCAACCUAUCGUUUUGUCGUCAACCAAAGAGCAGUCCAGGGUGCUUAAUAUAACAUUCUGUAUAUCACUAACAUUGAUAAAAUUCUAGCAUCGAAAACACAAUAACAUCAGAGUAAAAUGACCCUAAAAUUUCCUUAAUUUUGAAGUGAAUAAUUCAGUAUCAUCGAUUGUUAUUUCGAAACGUUUCCGUUUGUCGCUCCUGUUAUAGAUGUUUGGACGAAUUUGAGCGUUAAAAAAAGGCAAGUAAGGCUUAUUUUACUGUAAAGCAGUGUUUUGAUGCUCGAAUUCUAUCAACGUGGUUGAGAUGUAAAAACUAAAAUCUCAUACAGAGCUCUUUACUUAAAAACAACUGUAGCAUUUAUUUUAUCGGUUUCUAUUCUAUGGCAUGAUAGCAAAUAAUAUAUAAAUAGGGGUAACAUUAAAUAAAAUGCACUUGCAAACGGUUUUUAUAGUUUUUGAAAAUGGGAAAUGAAUAAUUUUAAAGCUAGUAUUACGCUUUUAAGGUUAUCUUAUCUUACUAAUCGAGACUGAAAUAACCUCAAAAGCGUAGUAUAACCAUAAUACCAUAUAACCAUGUUAAUAUACGUAUUAUAGAGAAAAUUGUCGUCUACGCGAGAAUUCUAUAUUUUCCUGUAUUUUGGAUUUGUUGCAUUUUAAAAUUGGCUACUAAUAUAAUAUCUUGUCUUCCUAACUUAAUUUUAGAUAAGUAUAAUCGGAUGGUAUUUGAAUUCCAAAGAGAUUACAUGACAAAUAUAUGUGGCCAUAAUUUGUUUAUACCUUAAUACUUUUUUUAAGUAAAAGUAAAGGUGUCGUUUUUUAUGAUGAUGAUUAUUAUUAUUACAGUAGUGAAUUAAAAAAAGUUGUCAUCUGUUAUUUUUUACUUAGGUUUAAGAAUUUAAUGUUAUUUAAAUGUUUACAAACUUUGAGG